Messenger RNA from Knipowitschia caucasica, 1710 nucleotides. Lineage: Eukaryota; Metazoa; Chordata; Actinopteri; Gobiiformes; Gobiidae. The record is from the annotation of a GenBank genome assembly.
AUGGUGUGUGGUUGCAGGUCCACCCUGGUGGAUGGUCUGGAGUACUGCCGGAGGGUCCAGAGAACAGACGGCUCCUGGGAGGGGUCGUGGGGCGUGUGCUUCACCUACGGCACAUGGUUCGGUCUGGAGGCCUUCUCCUGUAUGGGUCACGUGUACCAAGACGGAGUUCCUCUGGUGUUUUACAUGGAGCCGGGUAUCCACCUGUACCUGUUGUACCAUCAGCCGGGUAUCCACCUCUACCUGUUGUACCAUCAGCCGGGUAUCCACCUGUACCUGUUGUACCAUCAGCUGGGUAUCCAUCUGUACCUGUUGUACCAUCAGCUGGGUAUCCACCUGUACCUGUUGUACCAUCAGCCGGGUAUCCACCUCUACCUGUUGUACCAUCAGCCGGGUAUCCACCUGUACCUGUUGUACCAUCAGCUGGGUAUCCAUCUGUACCUGUUGUACCAUCAGCUGGGUAUCCACCUGUACCUGUUGUACCAUCAGCUGGGUAUCCACCUGUACCUGUUGUACCAUCAGCCGGGUAUCCACCUGUACCUGUUGUACCAUCAGCCGGGUAUCCACCUGUACCUGUUGUACCAUCAGCUGGGUAUCCAUCUGUACCUGUUGUACCAUCAGCCGGGUAUCCAUCUGUACCUGUUGUACCAUCAGCUGGGUAUCCAUCUGUACCUGUUGUACCAUCAGCCGGGUAUCCACCUGUACCUGUUGUACCAUCAGCCGGGUAUCCACCUGUACCUGUUGUACCAUCAGCCGGGUAUCCAUCUGUACCUGUUGUACCAUCAGCUGGGUAUCCAUCUGUACCUGUUGUACCAUCAGCCGGGUAUCCAUCUGUACCUGUUGUACCAUCAGCUGGGUAUCCAUCUGUACCUGUUGUACCAUCAGCCGGGUAUCCACCUGUACCUGUUGUACCAUCAGCCGGGUAUCCACCUGUACCUGUUGUACCAUCAGCCGGGUAUCCACCUGUACCUGUUGUACCAUCAGCUGGGUAUCCAUCUGUACCUGUUGUACCAUCAGCUGGGUUUCCAUCUGUACCUGUUGUACCAUCAGCUGGGUAUCCAUCUGUACCUGUUGUACCAUCAGCUGGGUAUCCAUCUGUACCUGUUGUACCAUCAGCUGGGUAUCCAUCUGUACCUGUUGUACCAUCAGCCGGGUAUCCAUCUGUACCUGUUGUACCAUCAGCCGGGUAUCCAUCUGUACCUGUUGUACCAUCAGCCGGGUAUCCAUCUGUACCUGUUGUACCAUCAGCCGGGUAUCCAUCUGUACCUGUUGUACCAUCAGCUGGGUAUCCAUCUGUACCUGUUGUACCAUCAGCUGGGUAUCCAUCUGUACCUGUUGUACCAUCAGCCGGGUAUCCAUCUGUACCUGUUGUACCAUCAGCCGGGUAUCCACCUGUACCUGUUGUACCAUCAGCCGGGUAUCCACCUGUACCUGUUGUACCAUCAGCCGGGUAUCCACCUGUACCUGUUGUACCAUCAGCCGGGUAUCCAUCUGUACCUGUUGUACCAUCAGCCGGGUUUCCAUCUGUACCUGUUGUACCAUCAGCCGGGUUUCCAUCUGUACCUGUUGUACCAUCAGCUGGGUAUCCAUCUGUACCUGUUGUACCAUCAGCUGGGUAUCCAUCUGUACCUGUUGUACCAUCAGCCGGGUUUCCACCUGUACCUGUUGUACCAUCAGCCGCUUUUCUUUCCACCUCCUCCAGGCGCCGUGUAG